Messenger RNA from Sphaerulina musiva SO2202, 1246 nucleotides. Its product is annotated as acyl-CoA N-acyltransferase. Lineage: Eukaryota; Fungi; Ascomycota; Dothideomycetes; Mycosphaerellales; Mycosphaerellaceae. Bases 292 to 1086 code for a protein of 264 amino acids. The transcript has 2 exons. Gene Ontology annotation, cellular component: cytoplasm. The record is from RefSeq and is a predicted model, not a curated record. Gene Ontology annotation, molecular function: aralkylamine N-acetyltransferase activity.
AUCCAUACCAGGCAUUUCAUCAGUGUCUAUUAUAUAUCCCAUCCUUGGCAUAAACCAUCAGAAGUCGCCACGUCGACUUCAUCUUGCUCGUGAUCAGCGUAGCGACACUGCAUACGCUAGGGUUACUGUGCUACAUCCAGUACGCACGACACCUGCAGCACAGCACGCGGGAGGCCACUCAGCACAUCGGUCUGUACUGCCAAACACUCGGCUGGUCUUCGCAGAACCUGGUUGCACAGUCGCAGAAUUGUCUGUCCUCGCCAUACCGGCCCUGCAGUUCCGCCGACAAGCAUGCCGCGUGAUCUGGCUUCAUUGCUCUCGCAGGCCACCGAGGACACUCUCGAUAAUAUGCCUCAACUGUCAAGCCAAAACAAGGAAGCCGGAUCUUCACAUCUGACUGCCGAUCCCGACCACGACUAUGACUCCGACUCGACCGAAUACAUCGACGAGCUGGGCCAGAGCAAUGCAAAGCGCGAUCCACUCCACCCCUACACCCAGACGCUUUCCCUCUCCGAUAUUGAAAGCUGUAUCCGACUGGAAGACGCCGCCUUUCCGCCCCACGAACGAUGCACUCGAGAAAAGUUCUACUACCGUCUGAGGCACUGUGGCGAGCUCUCCCUGGGCAUAUUCACCUCCGAGGAGAAUUCCGAAGCCACUACGGCUUCCACAGCGUCCCCAGCAUACAGCGGUGCACCCGAGCGCAAAUCAGUCCUAUUGGGUCACAUUGUAGCCACCAUGACAACCAACGCAACUGUGACGGACGACGAUAUGGCCAUUCCUACACGGGAGAAUCCCGAUCCCAAGCUCGGGAACAAAUCGCAAGGCCGCACAGUCUGCAUACAUAGCUUGGCGGUGCUUCCCGAGUAUCAGAAACGCAGUUUGGGGAGUACGCUGAUGAAGGCAUAUCUCCAUCGACUCAAAACGCAGAGUGUAGCCGAUCAUGUUGCAUUGAUUGCGCACGAUUACUUGAUACCGUAUUAUGAGCAAUUUGGUUUUCGCAGUUUGGGGCCCAGCAAGGCCCAGUUUGGUGGGGGUGGAUGGUAUGAUAUGACGAUCGAUAUAAACGCGAUCGAGGACGACGAGUAACCCCGACCAAUCGAAGAUGAUGACGUAUAUGAGAUGGAGACAUAAUGCGGCAAAUGCUUGGAAUCAUAAACGAUAUGAGUGACUGAUUGAUAGGAUACGAAUCUAUCAUGUUGUACUUUCCUCUCAAAAGAAAAAAGAAAAAAGAAGAUAGAGCAAAGAG